UGUGCGCAACUUAUGUUUAUUUAGUUGUCUGCCAUAGACAUAUAACCAGUUGCUUCACCAGUCGUAUUCAGAUCAUUGAGACUGAAAUUUAGUUCUCGCAAACCUUAGCAUGCCUUUAAGCGCGAGAGAAUUUUUUAUCGUGUUGCUCUUAGUUCAGCAAUCUUUCUCAAUAUUUCAAAGAAAAUGCAUGGUUGUGGAUGAUAAGAAAGAUCAUCCUGAAAGAGCUCGGAUGCCGUCACAAGUUACCGAGAAUGAUGUGUGGGAGGACGUGUCUCCCAGAGACGUGAUACCUUACCUCAUAUCCUGUGUAGAGAAGUACGAUGUCCCUAUCGCAUGGCAUGUUAUUGUCAGUACGAAUGGUAUUGGUAAUGUCUCAGAUGCCAAAGUGCGGGAGGCUAUGAAAGUUCUUAACGAUGGAUUCAAGGACAGUCGUUUACAUUUUCGUCUGCACUCCAUUCAAAGAAUUACUAAUGAUGACUGGAACAACGCAUGUGUUCGUGAAAAAUCAUCAUAUAUGGAAAAGCAUGCUAUAACACCCGCUACAGUUUUGAAUUUGUACACAUGCACAUUUGAUCUAAUUAAAGAUCAAAUUGUGGGAAAUGCUGCAUUACCAUGGUCUUAUGAUCCUGACAGUGUUUACAAUGGUGUAGUUAUACAUCCGGAAACACUGCCUGGUGGAAGUAUACAAGACUUGAAUCAUGGCAAAAAUCUUGUUCACGAAGUUGGUCAUUACUUUGGUUUGCUGCAUUACUUUGAAAAUCGGAAAUGUGAUGGGGCUGGUGAUAUGGUAGACGACACUCCAAUUUCAAGCCGAAUUUCUUACACUUGUUCUGAGGAGGAAGAUUCUUGUCCAGAUCAGCCUGGUUUGGAUCCGGUACAUAACUUCAUGGGAUAUGCAAAGGAUGUUUGCUUGGUCAACUUUACAAAAGGGCAGUUGGAAAGAAUGAGCUGGAUCGUGGAUAUGUAUAAAAAAGACUUGAAGACCAUCGUAUACAGACCCUGCAGUAUAGACUCGGUAUUUCGAUGGAGUGACGGCUGGAUAUAUUUCUUCUCUGGUACCAGAUAUUAUCGUUACAAUGAAGUGACUAACAGCAUUGAUUCCGACUAUCCACGAGCAAUCCGCGAUUAUUGGCGAGGUGUUCCGGACAAUAUCGAUGGGGUAUUUCGCUACUCCGAUGAUAUUACGUAUUUCUUCAAGGGUUCAGAGUAUUACAAAUUUGACGACGUCACACUCAAAGUUGAAUCAGAUUAUCCAAAGAAAAUUAAGGACUUUUGGAAAGGAAUACCGAAUGAUAUCGGUGACGUCAUAAAAAACAGCAAUGGUUUCACGUAUUUCUUCAAGAAGGGCGAGUAUUAUCGCUUCAAUCCAAUACGUCAAAGUGUUGAUGUCGAUUUUCCAAAAUCAAUGGACGAUUACUGGAAAGGAAUUCCUGGAGAUAUAAACGCAGCAUUUACAUGGUAUAAUGGCGGGGUAUACUUCUUUAAAGAUGAAAAAUUCUGGCUUUUUAAAAUGAAGAAUGGUGGUCACAAUGCGAUCAAGCCCUCUUAUCCUAAAUCAAUCAAGGUUUGGUGGAAUGAUUUACAGGAUUUUACUGGUUAUUCAGUAUUCAGUGAAUGCAAACAACGAACAUAUUUCGUUUCCGGUGAUCAGUAUUGGGAAUACAAUUACUAUCAAGGCAAUGUUGAUUUGUUUUCUCCUCUUCCGAUAUGGAGUGGCAUUCCUAGGAAGGUUGACGGGAUGUUUGUAUGGAGCGAUAAAUAUCUCUAUGUUUUCAGUGGAAAAGAUUAUUAUCUCUUUGAUCAAAAAACAAAAGCAUUAGUGCAAGGUUAUCCUCAAAAGAUUGCUUCAUUUUGGAAAGGAAUUCCAGACAACAUUGAUGCAGUUUUCAGGUCAAGCAAUGAUCAAACAUAUUUCUUUAAAGGAUCUCAUUAUUACCGUUUCAAUGACACUGUAAUGCAAGUGGACUCAGGUUAUCCAAGAUUAAUCACGGAAUAUUGGCAUGGUGUUCCCAACGACCUGGACACCGUGUUUCAUUCUUCAAACGAUCAGGUGUAUUUCUUUAAAGGAAACAAUUAUUAUCGUUUUAACUUUACAAAAGAAGCAGUUGAUGAUGAAUAUCCGCGACAUAUUGCAGAGGGCUGGAAAGGAAUGCUGUAUAAUCCAUGGUUUGUUGGUCUUGUUCUGUCGAUAAUCUCAAUCUCUGGACUUGAGAUAAAUCUGUCAAAACGACGAUGUUUAUUCUCUCACAAUCUUAACAACCUGCCACCAUCUGUGAGGGUCUCAGAUCGACAAAGCCAUAACUUGGUUUCGGCUCACGAUCAACCAAAAGGAUCUUGUCAACAAAGAUACAUUGUCCCUGUCGUUUGGCACGUCAUUAUUGAUUCAAACAAACUUGGUGAUGUCUCUGAUGUUUUAUUACAGACACAAGUCGACAUUUUAAAUGGAGCAUUCGAAAAUACUUCUCUCAUAUUUAAAAUGGAUUCAGUAAAACGAGUCAUAAACGACACUUGGACGAUGGAUUGUCUUGGAUAUAUCACACAGUUCCAAGAGAUCUUAGCCGAAUCAACGGAUGUAAAAUUGAAUCUUUAUACAUGUCUAUUAAAAGAUCCUAAUGUGCUUGGUCAUUCCUCAUAUCCUUGGUCACAUGAUGAAGACAGUGUUUAUAACGGGGUGAUCAUUCACCCGGGUACACUGCCCGGCGGGGACAUAUCACCGAUAAACGAGGGAGACAAUCUCGUUCACGAGGUUGGACAUUACUUUGGUUUACUUCACACUUUCGAGGGUGGUUGUGAAGGAGGUGAUAGUGUAGCAGACACUCCAGCAACAGGAUAUCCAACGUAUAAUUGUCCGGAUACACCAGUUGAUAGUUGUCCAGACAUACCUGGUUAUGAUCCUAUUCAUAACUACAUGGGAUAUAAUCCAGAUUCAUGUAUUAAUCACUUUACCCCUGGUCAGGUGAAGAGACUCGAACAACUUCUUGGGCAGUACCGCGAAAAUUUAAAGGGACUUAAAGAAAAACCAUGUGCGGUUGACUCCGUUUUUCGCUGGAGUGAUGGUUAUGUUUACCUCUUUGCUGGAGCAGGCUAUUAUCGUUACAACGAAAUAUCACGUGGUAUUGAUUCCGGCUAUCCGCGAAGAAUCAGCGACAACUGGCACGGUGUUCCGAACAACAUCGAUGGUGUAUUCCGUUAUGCUAACGGUUACACGUAUUUCUUUAAAGGUUCAGAUUACUACAGAUUUAAUGACGUCACACGUAAAGUUGAUGCAGGAUAUCCGAAGAAAAUUAAAUCAUUUUGGAAAGGAAUACCCAAUAAUAUUGACGAUGUAAUAAGAUAUAGCAAUGGUCUCACAUAUUUCUUCAAAAAUGGUCUGUACUAUCGUUUCAACUCAACCACAGCAGCAGUAGACAUAGGUUACCCAAAGAAAAUCGAGCAAUAUUGGAUUGGUGUUCCCAAGAAGGUUCAGGCAGCAUUUACUUGGUACAAUGGUGGAGUAUACUUUUUUAAAGACUCAGAAUUCUGGCUGUUUGUUCCUGGACAAAAUUCGACAGAGGGUGUUUAUCCAAAGUCAUUGAAACAUUGGUGGACCGGAGAUCAACAUAAAUAUCAAAAUUAUAACGCAUUCAGGCAUCUGAAUGCCUACACAUAUUUUGUUUCUAACAAACAAUAUUGGCGUUACAAUGAUUUCAAAAAUCACAUCGAUUAUACCUAUCCGCAUCCUUUAACGAAUUGGUUAAAGUUACCAGCGACGAUAGACGACUUGUUUGUUUGGUCCGAUGGUCAACUUUAUGCUUUUAGUGGACAGUACUAUUAUCAAGUUAUAUUCCAUGUAAAUUCGAGCCAAUCAAUCAUUGUUAGAAAUAUUUCGUCGUUCUGGCAUGGAGUCCCAAACAACAUUGAUGCUGUGUUUAGGGCGAAUGAUGGUUUGACAUAUUUCUUUAAAGAUUCACAAUAUUAUCGUUUUAACGACAGCAAACGUCAAGUCGAUACAGGAUAUCCUAAACCAAUCUCUUCCUUCUGGAAAGGUAUCCCAAAUGAUAUCGACACAGUAUUCCGCUGGUCAAAUGGUCAGACGUAUUUCUUCAGAAAAAACAACUACUACAGGUUUAAUUCAACGUAUGGAGCAGUGGAUGAUGGGUAUCCUCGCAAGAUAGCAGGGGCAUGGAGAGGAGUUAUGUACACUACAAACUCUUAAUUUCGUUUCAAUACAAGAUGU
This is a messenger RNA of Dendronephthya gigantea, 4216 nucleotides long. RefSeq lists its product as uncharacterized. Lineage: Eukaryota; Metazoa; Cnidaria; Anthozoa; Malacalcyonacea; Nephtheidae. Gene Ontology annotation, molecular function: metallopeptidase activity. The record is from RefSeq and is a predicted model, not a curated record. The transcript has 21 exons. The coding region runs from base 110 to 4195 and encodes 1361 amino acids.